UGAGUUCAUCAAAAUAAGUAGUUUAAUUUGCAAAAGCUAUGGCUCAUAAACUCUUGUUAUUCUCCACCAUUCCUCUCUUUUUCAUCUUCUGUUUGCCACCCCUUGUUUCAUCCUUUCCUUCAGCUGGCCGGUUUGGCUUUGGCACGUAUGAUUUCUAUGCUCGAUCAUGCCCCUAUUUGCCAAUGAUUGUUACAAAUAAUGUUCAGACGGCUAUCAGGAACGACAACCGGAUGGCUGCAUCCCUUCUUCGGUUGCACUUCCAUGAUUGUUUUGUGAAUGGUUGUGAUGCCUCAAUUCUUCUUGAUGACACUGAUAAAUUAGAGGGAGAAAAAAAUGCUUUACCUAAUCGGAAUUCAGUUCGCGGCUAUGAAGUCAUCGACAGUAUAAAGGCAGACGUUGAAAAAGCCUGCCCAUCAACCGUUUCAUGUGUUGAUAUAUUGGCUCUUGCAGCUAGAGAGGCUGUUGUUCAGUCUGGAGGACCCUUCUGGCCAGUUCAAUUAGGCCGACGAGAUGGAUUAACUGCAAAUAAAGCAGCAGCUAAUUCAGAACUACCAUCCCCUAUUGAGCCUCUGAAAAACAUCACCGCCAAGUUCAUUGCAAAGGGUCUUGACAUAAAGGAUGUUGCUGUCCUCUCAGGAGCACAUACUGUAGGUUUUGCUCAAUGCUUCACCUUCAAGCAUAGACUUUUUAACUACAAAGGCACUGGGCAGCCUGAUCCUGCACUUGAUUCCUUUGUACUUCCAAAUUUACAAAGCAUAUGUCCAAAUCAAGAUUCAUCAAACACCAAUCUUUCUCCUCUCGACACCGCGAGCGUUUACCGAUUCGAUAAUGGAUAUUACACAAACCUCAUGCAGAGCAGAGGGCUUCUUGAAUCUGAUCAGGCAUUAAUGGGGGACUCAACAACUGCUGCAUUGGUUAGGGCUUAUAGUAUGAACCCAUAUCUUUUCUCCAGUGAUUUUGGUGUAUCAAUGGCGAAGAUGGGAAACAUUGGUGUGCUCACUGGGCAAGAUGGGGAGAUCAGGAAGGUUUGUAGGUCUGUAAAUAACUGAGAUGGGAAGAAUAGACUGUUGGUUUUGAUGGAAUUCGUGAAGUUUGAUCUAUGCAGGCCAUUAGCAUAUAAAUAAUCUGCUUCUGGUGUGUGCAAUAGCUUAUGUUGUCAUUGCUCAGAAAAAGUUAUUGCCUUCAGAAUUUGUUUUUGAAGUUUGAAUUCACUUAACUAGCUAGACACAUUUUUGAAUGAAUA
This is a messenger RNA of Pistacia vera, 1243 nucleotides long. RefSeq names its product peroxidase 10-like. The record is from RefSeq and is a predicted model, not a curated record. Gene Ontology annotation, biological process: response to oxidative stress; hydrogen peroxide catabolic process. Gene Ontology annotation, molecular function: heme binding; peroxidase activity. Bases 39 to 1049 code for a protein of 336 amino acids. NCBI's taxonomy places the organism in Eukaryota, Viridiplantae, Streptophyta, Magnoliopsida, Sapindales, Anacardiaceae. The transcript has 4 exons.